This is a messenger RNA of Mucor mucedo, 620 nucleotides long. RefSeq lists its product as uncharacterized. The transcript has 3 exons. Lineage: Eukaryota; Fungi; Mucoromycota; Mucoromycetes; Mucorales; Mucoraceae. The coding region runs from base 154 to 504 and encodes 116 amino acids. The record is from RefSeq and is a predicted model, not a curated record.
UUUACUCGGAUGACUACGCACAAGCAGUCGAUAGCUUCAAGAACUCUUUCAAGAAGUUUUUAAACAACUAUAGCUCACAAGACAAACGCGUGAAAUUGGCAAUUGAAAAAAUGAAAAACAAUGUAAGUGCGGUGCUAGCUUCCAAACCUGCCUAUGUUGUAUUUGAAAAGAGGGAGAACAUUGAACUGGAAGAGUUAUACGGCGCGCAUACCAAGAAAAGCGUAUACCAGAAUAAGAUCGUCCUCGUUUAUUCAAACAAUAACGAGAAUAAUGCUGGGCCUUCAACCUUCAAGGCGCAGCCAGGACCCACCAAAUAAGAAAAGAACAAGUUUCGAGCCAAAUACACGCUCAAAAAAAAAAGCGCUUAGAAGCCGGAGAUAUCAAACACUUGUUAUUCAAUCAAAAAUACAUACCUUGUUUGGUAAUUUUUGUUCGAAUAACGUCUUGAAUCUCGCUAGCCCUGGAUUAAUUCCAGAAAGAUUCAAAGUCGAAAAACAGCAAUAAAGAAAGGGCUAGAGAUCGCGUUGUCAUUAGCAGCAAAUGAUCAGGAGAGCCAGCUCCUUAUCUGACUCUCCAAUACCAAAUCGCUCAAAGACAUUGAGUCUCUUGUCAAGAGUAUA